Molecule: messenger RNA, 8681 nt
Organism: Anopheles cruzii
Lineage: Eukaryota; Metazoa; Arthropoda; Insecta; Diptera; Culicidae
Gene: Wdr62
Exons: 19
Coding region: 1-7401 (2466 amino acids)
Biological process (GO): regulation of mitotic cell cycle; mitotic spindle organization
Cellular component (GO): mitotic spindle
Molecular function (GO): protein binding
Source: RefSeq, a predicted model, not a curated record
AUGAGUUCGUACGGCGAGCACAACGUGAUCCGAGCGCCAUCUCUGAAGCGCGGCAAGAACGACGAGGGACUUCACAAUCGGAUCAAAUUAAAGAAGAUCCUGGGCCUCACCGUGUGUAGCAAUGCCGGCCUCGACGUGUCCUCGACCACCGGCAUCCUGGCGUAUCCGGCGGGAUGCACCGUGGUGCUGUUCAACUCGAAGAAACUGUCCCAAAACUUCCUGCUCAACACAACGAAGAAAGCGAUCACGGCGGUCGCGUACUCACAGUGUGGCCGCUAUCUGGCCACCGGCGAGUGCGGUCACAACCCGUCGAUCAAGGUGUGGGAAUUGGACGCGAACGGUGGCGGCGGAGCGUACGAGAACGGAGCGGCCGGUAGCAUCGUGGCCGAGUUUUCCGGCCACAAGUAUGCGGUCAGCUGCGUGGCCUUCUCGCCGACCGGCAAGUAUCUGGUGUCGGUCGGCUCCCAGCACGACAACAUCGUGAACGUGUUCGACUGGAAAGCGAACCUGAAGAUUGCGUCGAACAAGGUGACGGCGAAGGUAGUGGCCGUCAGCUUCGGCGAGGAUGGCAACUACUUUGUGACGGUCGGCAACCGGCACGUGAAGUACUGGUACCUGGAGGGAAGCCGGAAGUACAAGGAACCGAUCCCGCUGAUGGGCCGCAGCGCGAUCCUGGGUGAACUGCGGAACAAUGACUUCUGUGCGGUGGCCUGCGGGAAGGGCGAGAUGGCCGAGAGCACGUACGCGAUCACCCGCAACGGCCACCUGGUGGAGUUUAACGCGCGCCGGCUGCUCGACAAGUGGGUGAUGUGCCGGACCAACGCGGCCAACUGUAUGGUUGCCAGUACAAAGUACAUUCUCGUCGGGUGUGCCGAAGCCAUCGUAAGGGUGUUCAAUGCCGAAACGCUCGAGUACAUCACGACGCUCCCGCGGACGCACUUUCUCGGUGUGGACGUGGCGCAGGGCGUCCACAUCAACCACAUGAUGGCCGUGCCGCAGAACGCCAAGUACCCGGACACGAUCGCCAUCGUGUACGACGAGGCGCGCUCGAAGGUGAUGUGUGUGUACAACGACCACAGCCUCUACAUCUGGGACCUGCGGGACAUCCGGCGCGUGGGCAAAAGCCACUCGUUCCUGUACCAUUCCGCCUGCAUCUGGGGCGUCGAAACCGUGCCAUUCAGCUACCGCUACAGCUCCGGCGGGGACGUGGCCACGCUGCCGUCCGACUGCUUCAUGACCUGCUCGUCGGACGACACGAUCCGCGUGUGGGACGUGGACGGGUGCGAGCACAACGACAUCUACCGGCGCAACAUCUACAGCAAGGAGCUGCUGAAGGUGCUGUACAUCGACGACGAGCUGAGCUUCAUCCGCGACACGGACAAUCCGAUCCACGGGGCCGAGAAGAACUCCAGCUACGACGGGCGCAACGGGGUGCGGUGCAUCAAGAUUGCGCCCGACAGCCGUCAGCUGGCCACGGGCGACCGGAGCGGCAACAUUCGGAUUUAUAAUCUCAGUAAUCUUAAGCUGAUUACCACGAUCGAGGCGCACGACUCGGAGGUGCUGUGCCUGGAGUACACGAACGAAAAGAUCGAACGACGGCUGCUGGCCAGCGCGAGCCGCGACCGGCUGAUCCACAUCUUCGACUGCGACGCCAACUACCGCAUCCUGCAGACGCUGGACGACCAUUCGAGCAGCAUCACGUCGGUACGGUUCCUCGGGGUCGGCAAGCAGUUCCAGAUGGUGUCCUGCGGUGCCGACAAAUCCAUCAUCUUCCGCCACUACCAGAACAACGUGUUCCUGCGCGGCAACAACUGCUCGGGCAAGAACACGCUCUACGACAUGGAGGUGGACAGUAACUAUAAGCACAUUCUGACCGCGUGCCAGGAUCGGAACAUUCGCGUGUACAGCACGCAGAACGCGAAGCACACGAAAACGUUCAAGGGAUCGCACUCGGACGAGGGCAGCCUGAUCAAGGUGAGCCUCGAUCUGAGUGGCAUCUACAUCGCCACCUCCUGCACGGACAAGACGCUGAGCGUGUACGAUUACUACUCGAACGAGUGCAUGGCGCGCAUGUACGGCCACAGCGAGCUGGUGACGGGGCUCAAGUUCACAAACGACUGCAAGUAUCUAAUAUCGGCCAGUGGCGACGGGUGUGUGUUCAUCUGGCAGGUGCCACACGAUAUGAUCGUCACGAUGCAGGCACGUCUCUCGCAGCAGGCGCUCCGUUCGGGCCACCAGCCGAUCCCGCGCACGCUCCAACCCACCAACCCCUUCACGGAUGCCAUCCUGAACCAUCCGCCGCCCCAGGGACCGCCGGCGGGGGCCGGAAACGCAUCGGGCGAGUAUGGAUCACCACCGAACGCCACUCCGUCGUUCCUGCUCGAAGACCCGGCUCCGGCUGCGCCCGGGUACCGAUUUGCCGACGUCGGCCAGCUGCCCCAGUGGGCGAAACGCAAGACGUCCGAAGAUCAGUCCAAUUCACCCGUCCUCGGCAGCAGUCCUAGUCAGGGAGGCAGCAACUUCGGUGGCAUCGUGCCGAAACCGCGUGGCCGGUGGGGUCAAAAGGGCCAGCUGGAGGAACCACUCGAUCUGCGCAACAUCGUCGAUAGUCCACUGAACACAACAUACACCACCAGCAGCGAUCGGCAGUUGGGGGGGCCACAGAAGGACCACCAGCAGCCUGCGACCGCCAACACACCGACGUCCGGGUACAACAGUGGCAGCUCGAAGGAUAUCUACAGCAACGCUUACCUCAGCGAGGACAGUUCGAUCGACAGUGGGCGGGAGAAUCGGCGCGACCUGGGGAUGACGUUUUUGCAGAAGAAACUGAUGGUCGACGCGAAAGCGCUGCACAGUCUGAACUCGGAAUCGAACACCGAGCACGACGGGGACGUGGAGGACAUUUCAGACGGCGAACGAACGAGCUCCGACCACGGUAUGGUGUACUACCCAACAGCAGCACCGUCCACACCGACGGACUUUAAAAUCAACGACGUGGACACGAACGAGCUCCGCAAAUCGAUCCGACGGCAGAAACUGGAAAAGCAGGGCCUCAGCAUAGCGGUCCAGCUGCAGAGUACGGCAUCCGGCACCGGGACCGGCACCGGCACUUCGGACGACGAGGACGAAGGCUCGACACCGAGCGGUGACAAUGCCGAUCGCUCGCUCGCGUCCACGCUCGGCGGCAGCUCCGAGAGCAUUCCGCAGCAAACUUCGUCCAGCUUCCUGCAAGCCGUCCUCGAUGGUCCGGGCAGCCUAUCCGACCGGGAACGAUCACAAGCACGCAAAAGUAUGAGCGCCAUCCACAACAAUGAUCCGAAGAUCACGACGAGCAUAUCGAAGUCCUUUGCCAACAACAAAAAGGAAGAGCUCAUGAAGGUGAUCAACGAGGCGAAGGCCAAGCUGGAGAAUGGCAUAAUGUUUCAUAAUAAGCGUGACGUUAAAAUUCCCUUAAAUAUUGCUCGUUUGAAGGUCGGUUACCGGUCCGGUCUUCGCGCUAGUCAAAGCAUAUCCGACCUGAGUCACUCGAUGAACAUGGCAGCCGCCAGCCCGGGUCGCGUGCAGCGGAUAGGUAAGUUGUGCGUGUACCGUUUUCUGUAUCCUCCGGCGGUAGCUGCUGCUGCUGGCACUAACUUUCUGCACAGCGCUGCACCGCGCGCGAAACUCGCCCAGCACUGUGCGCUCCUGAACCAGAUCCAGCAGGAACUGCCGCCGUACCCACGGGACGUGGGAAUCUACGAUCAGCCGGGCGCGGGUAACGUCCGCCGCCCGGAAAAGCUGGCCCUAGCCGAGCUUCCGCCCGUGCCGGCCGAUAAGCUGCGUAAACACCCGGGCAUACUGAAGAACUACAAAUCCUGCCCGGUCUCGCCGGUGCACGAAGAGCAGGAAUGGUCCAGCCCGUCGAACCACGACGAAUCGUCGCACAAUAAUGCGUCCGGCCACGGAGCCGGUGGUCGGCACGGGCAGUCGCGCCACUCGAUGUACUACGAAGAUGCCAAAACGAUCCUCAGCAUGAUCCACUCGGACACGGAGAAGAUGAUCCGCGAGAUAACGAGCAAGUACGGCGAUCUCGAUGACAUACAGCCCGCAAAGGAUCGCGCCGCAAAGCGAUCGUCGGAACCGGAGCGAAAGCCGCAAGAUCCGAAACCGGCCACGGUUCCGGGCGUGCCCGUGUCCGUGGGGGACGAACGCCACGAGCACGGCUUCCUGUCGGAGGACGAGCCCAACUUUAGCUCGGACUCGCUCGAGGACUGCAGUCUCGAUCUGGACGUGGAGCAGACGAAGGUGCCAAAAAAACGCAAGACAAUCUGUGCCAAGCAUCGGCCGGCGCUGCCGCCGAAACCCUCACUGCCAAAACGCUCGGUGUCCGAGUACUUUAUUUACGAUCAACCGGCGGCGCCCUUGUUGGCCACCGCGCCGCCGCUGCCACCCUACCGAAACGUGUCACUGUCGGACAUUCUCGAUGACGACGAGGCGAUCCGACAGGCGGAGCAUCGGUUUCUCGAAACGCAGCGCCACUCGAGUGCCAGCUUUUUCCUUGGCCAGCAGUAUCCGACGCGCAAGAGCCAGGAAAGUCUUCUGUCGGACGAGUAUGGUAGCGGCGGAGUUAGCUUCUGCAACAGCAUGGAAAGCAUCCUGUCGGACGAUUCGGAGUGCAAAAGUGCACCGCUCGAGGUGCUGUUUGGGCGUUUCGGGCGACGCGAUCACGUAGGAAUGCCGCCGCCCGGGGGAGGCCGUCUUUCGGCGGCCAACCCGCCCGGAUGCGGUGCCUCUUCCAAGUCGUACGGGUCGAGUCCGAACGCGGGCAGUGGGUUCGAUUACUACAUGCAGGGUGCCUACUUCCAGCAGACGCCGGCGAUGGACACGAUGAUGGGCUACGGGUUCGCCGAAGGGAUCACCGAAUCGCGCUCUCCGCAGCACGGCCGUCGCCAGGGUGUUCCCGGAAUGCCGACGUCCGUCAGCUAUCCACGUUUCCUGCCCAGCAUGAUGUCGGUGGCGACGGCCACCGCCCCACUUGGCGAUGAGGACGAGUUCAUCCCUUCGCUCACAUCGAAAGCGGCUCAGUACGGAGGGGCUACGGUGAAGAGUCUCAGCAAAGACUUUGCCAACCAGCGGAAGCAGCAAAACUCGAACCCACUGUACAACUGCAACGAGUCCACCGGAGGCGGUGGCCCCGCUGCCAAUGAGCUGUUGGUACGCAAACUCGUUAACGCCACCAACGCUACCUCGAUCACUCGCUCGGACAUCUUUGGCACCGCGGAGGCGUCCAUUUACGUGAUGAAGAAGUCGUGCAGUUUCGAGAUCGAGAUGGGCGGUCGCCGGAUUGCGAGAAACUCGAAAAAGUUUGAGCAAAACCUGCAGCGCUUCGAACAGGAGCAGCGCCAGGCGGCGAUCGGCGAACGGUACGGCGGGGACCGGACGCUUGAAAUGGAGUACGUCCCGCACAAGCCACCGGUGGCGCACCGCCGGUCGGCUAGCAUGAAGGGCCGGGGUCGGGUGCGCUCGAAGGAGAAGUUCAACACGAUCAUCGGCCAACUGUCGUCGUCGGUGGCGGGCGGGUUCGAGGAUGGGGCGAAACUGCGUGACUUCGUCGCCCGCGAUCAUCAUCUGGUGGGAAUGUCGGUCUCGGUCGGCAGCCAGUCAGGGACGGGGUCGUGGUCAGAGGAAAAGUCUUUCGAAGUGUACGUCGCCGAGAAGGGCGUCAGCGAGGACGACAACAUGGACAGCCUGGAGCUACUGUCGCGGAAGCACCGAGCGGCGAGCGUGCGGAAGGAAAACUCAACCGAUUCGCUCGACACACCCGAUGAUGGUCACCAACCGCCGCUGCUUACGACGGAACUCGGAGUCGAAGCGCUGGAAAUGGUCGGGAGCGAACUGGAGAAGCUGAUCGGCGGGUGCGGUUUGCUGGCCACCGACGAGUAUGCCAAGUUUCUGGACAUUGAGAAGAAGAUCGGUAUCAUCAACAAGCUGGUCGAGCUGGAGGAACGCAAGCUGGAGCAGGAGCGGGCAUCGAAAGCGUACCGGAUGCGACCGUUCGAGUGCGAUCCGCGGCAGAAGGGGUACGUGAAGAGUUUGACGGAGAACUUUGACCGGCUGGCCAAGGACGCGCAGGACGAGCUGGCGAACGAGAAGAGCUGGCACCAGGCGAAGGCGCGCAUGAAGCGCAACUUCAGUUUGCCCGAUGUGCUCGACUUUGGGACGGCAGACGAUGGGGGGCGGUGCUGUUGUGGCGACGGCGACGAUGCCUACAAGCAGAAGGACGAGGACGAGCUGUCGGAAAAGGACGAACACUCGAUGGCGGCCGUCGUGGCGGCUGUCGCAGCGGCCGUCGCCGCGAUCGGAGCCUCCUCCGAUGGCGACGACGAAGGUGGUAAUCCCCGAAGCUUAAUCUCUGCGCAAGAUAGUGAAUCAUCGAUUAGACGCGCUUGCUCGCUUAGUGAUUUGAGUAUGGGAAAAGGUAAAGCAAAUGGCUAUAAGCCGUCCCCGAGCAACCGAACCAUCAGCACGCCAACACGAAACCCGCCCAAGCGGAGCACCUCAUCGGUGGGAAAGGGUGGCGGCCCGAUGUCCCUUGCGUCCGGCAUGGGGGUGCGCAGUGUGUCGGUGGGAAUGCUCAACCAGGCGAGCGACUCGGAAGCGGAACCGGUCGGUGGUAGUCGGGGUGGUCUGCUGAAGCCAACGAUUUCAUCGCAAAACAAGAUGAACGGCUCGAGCAAUGGGCCCACCAAUGGUAGUGGGGGCAAGUACAUCAAUCCCCGCAGUGCCGCAGGCAUCAUCAACCGGCGAAAGGGUCUCCAGAACGCCUACAGCAGUGUGAACAUUUCGACCACCGGGCAGGAUGAGUCUAGUUCGGAGGAGUCACCGACGAGCGUGGUCAGCCCGAUGCCCACAAAGCCAGCCGUUCCGCCCCGGCCGCGCAGCAUUGCGUUCGAGCACAAGCGGAUAGCAAACGUAAACGCUAGUCUGGUGGCGAAGAAGACGGUCACGCUUGUCGUCGGUGGUGCCACCGAUGCCAAUGGUGGUGGUGGUGGCGGACAAAACCAUGGUGGCAUCGUGCCAAUCAAGGAUACCGAUCUGGAUAACGCGGAUCUUACAAACCAGCUGUGCACGAACAUCAUCAAUCAGCUCGUGCAAACCACGGCCAGCGUCAUACAGCUCCACCAGCGGCUCAAGUCGAGCGACGAAACCGCGAACAAUGGCCGCAACAACUCGCUCAUGCUGAAGGAGCUCGAAAACGCCGUCAUUAUGACGCAAAACAUGCUCACGAAGGUGACCAACCGGAACCACAAUGACGGUAUUAACAAUAACAGUCUGAGCAAUAACACCAACAAUCAAAUCAUGUACGAAAAGUGCGCUGACAUCCUGAACCAGGUGCAGAAGCACGUCAACAAUAACGGCUAGGCAACCCAAAGUCGUGGCCACCAUCCACUCCCCUGAAACACUGGUGUACACGCGCCCUCAGCAGAAGCGACGCUGCACAGCGCGGCGUCAAGUCCCAAUACCAAUCUCAAAAUUGUCGCUCCCGUCCAGCCACCGGUCCGUCCGGGGGCUCACUCGCCGGAAACGGAAAACAUUCCCCGCGGAGGCAGGAGCAACAGAUAAACAGAUGUACAUAAAUGAUCGUGGUGUCGGAAAAAUGCGUGCGUGUGCGUGUGGAAAACGCUGUUCAUUUGAAGUGUUCCGGGCGUGUUUUCUGAAUGCCACCGGUUUUGUUUUGUUUGGAAUGAAAACGACUCACGAGACACUGUGUUCGGAGCAAACUACUGACACGGACGGAAAAGUAUAUCAGCGCCAUAUCUAGUAUGAGUUAAAUACGAGCGUAAAGGAAGAGUGAAGCAACUUAAUGAUCACAUAAAUUUUACUAAACUACUAACAGGACGCUCCAUGCGCCCCACAAGGCGCCCAUGGUUUAAUGAAGAAGCAAAGUUUGGACAUAUUUUUAAGCUUUAGACCGUUUCGUUACUCGGGCGGCCGGUGUGACGUUAAACCCGUUCAGUCACAACUUAGUCUUGAACCGCCAGCAUAAUAGGGACCCUCAUUAGGUGUAAUUAAUCGGAAAGUAGUUUUGUUGCAUCCCCCAUCAGGACCCGGGGAACGCGCUUCACGUUAGGCACUAAUGUUUUAGAUGUAAAUUUAGUUGAAUCGAAUCGUUGGAUUGUUUGUUGAGUUACGUUUGCAUCGAUGAACACGCCGUCCAGAUGAGUUUUCUUCUUUCUUACUCUUGCUAGCUCUCCAUAUCAGACACACUGUUGUGGCUAGGUUAUCUGCGCUUCUAUCGGUGGCCACGGCCCGCGGUGGAAACGGGAAAGAAUGUUUCGUUCAAAGAGCUUAGGUGUUUAACCCGUGUACCACGUCGUAGUCGUUAAUCUCUGUUCUUGUUUGAUAUAGCCUUUGAAUUAUGUAGUUCGUAGUAACGUGGCGUAACCGCGACCACAGGAGGGUUUCUCUCUGCGGUAAGCGUGGCGUGAGUGCAGAGCGAGUUGUUUUACGAAUUUUUUUAACUCUCACCGCCAUUACCCAAAAAUGGCCAAAUGAACAUCGAACUCGUGCUCAUGACUGAUCGACGGCGUAGAAGAGAAACGGAGUUAAGAAGUAAGCAAAUUUCAUCUUCUUAUGACACUAAUCCACAAACACACACAACAGACACUACACACUACAAUGUGUGGUGCGUAACAUUAACG